This is a messenger RNA of Gryllus bimaculatus (two-spotted cricket), 243 nucleotides long. The record is from the annotation of a GenBank genome assembly. Lineage: Eukaryota; Metazoa; Arthropoda; Insecta; Orthoptera; Gryllidae.
GGGGAGGAAGCUGGCGCCCGACCGGCCGCGGAGACUUCGCAGACGGAAGGGUAUAAUCCGAAGACCUGUGCCCGCGCGCUGGCAGUGCGGUCAGUUGGCGCCGAGCAGGUAGCUGGAAAAGGUGCACUUUUGCACCGUCGAUACUACAAUGAAGUCGGUUUGGGCGCUUCGCUUUUUGCUGCUUUGUCUCACGCAGUCUGUCGUUUGCGGAUACAUCACAUAUGUCACAAGUUCAGAGUAUAA